AUGCUCCUAACCUUCCCCCUCAGCUUCUGCCUCCUGCGUAUCAUUCAUCCCCUUUCUCCCCAUCAACCUUCACAAUCACAUUUGUGUCCCCUCCCUUCUCUUUUUCCCAUUCUUCCAUCAGCCCCACUUCUAGCCUCCCCCACCCCCUCAAAACCACUCACCCCUCAGCUUCUGCCUUCUGCCUUGCACUCAUCCCGCUUCUCCACAUGCCCCUUAUCAAUCACAUCUAUGUCCUCCCUUCUCUCUCUCCCUUGUCCCUUCAGCCCUGCUCCUCGCACUUCCCCUCGUGUGAUGCCUUCUGCCUUCCAUCCCCCUCCCCCCUCACCCUCUCCAGUCAUAUCCAUCCCCGCUUUCCUCCUUCCUUCCCCUCCCUCUGCCUCACUCCCCCCCAUAAACCCCACCUCAUCCUCUUCCCCCGUCUCCCCCUUCUCCACUCCUUCCUCCCCCUUAAACCCCAACAAGUCAUCUUCUGCCCCAUUCCGCCAAUUCUCAUACUCAUCCGGGAAAUUCGUCAAUGCUCAGGGCCCACGAAGUUUCACCGCCGCCCGAUCAUGCGCUCGGGCAGCCUCUUCCGGACAGGUGAGCGUUCCAAGCCACACACGGGAGUUCUUCUUGGGAAAUCGGAUCUCUGCCACCCACUUCCUGCAGUGCCGCUGCCGCACCCCCCGGUACCUGUUUUUGUCUUUCCUUGCUUGUCUGCCGGCCGCCAUAGUGGACAGAAAAGGCGGAACUGUGAUGGCACUUGUGGUUGGAUUAGAGGACGCAUCAAGAGGUGCACCUCUGCUUCUCGCUUCACCACCAUCACGGGGGAUCCGCACUGCUGCAGCAGCAUCUCUGGCUGCUAUUGUAGGCGUAUCUCUGCAGCAGCACCUCUGCUUUACGUGUCUUUGCUGUUUUCCGCCUGCCUCUGGCACCCCAGACUGCUCUGCUGCACCCGCUGCUAUGCCCACUCCCACUGCUAACAACCCUACCACCGCCUUCCCCUCCACCAUUACCCCCAACAUUCCAACCACCACUCUUACCAUCAUCCCCUCCCCCACCAUGCCCUCCACCACCACUCCCACUGCCACCGUCCCCCCUCAUACCACCUUCGCCAUCCAGCCUAAAACGCUCAGGUCUCCCCUCUCUGCUUACUGCAUCACCCAUCUCUUCCAAUUUGACCUGCCUUGCCUUCUUGCUUCCCCUUACUUCUUCUGUUAA
Messenger RNA from Closterium sp. NIES-65, 1200 nucleotides. Lineage: Eukaryota; Viridiplantae; Streptophyta; Zygnematophyceae; Desmidiales; Closteriaceae. The record is from the annotation of a GenBank genome assembly.